Messenger RNA from Frankliniella occidentalis (western flower thrips), 1748 nucleotides. RefSeq names its product G kinase-anchoring protein 1. Bases 396 to 1355 code for a protein of 319 amino acids. The record is from RefSeq and is a predicted model, not a curated record. Gene Ontology annotation, biological process: signal transduction. Lineage: Eukaryota; Metazoa; Arthropoda; Insecta; Thysanoptera; Thripidae. The transcript has 8 exons. Gene Ontology annotation, cellular component: Golgi apparatus.
UUUCUUCCCUGAACUGCCCAACACACUGAACAACAAAAACAAGUCCGCACUUGUUCUUGGGCUCUUGCUGUGUUGUGUUGUGUUGCUUGUUUCGUGCCGCACGCCGAGUUCAGUGGUGUUCGAAAUUAAAUUCAUCUAUAUUUUUCUCCAACUGGAAAACGCUGUUUGCAUAUUGCAGUGGCUAAGUGCAUCGUUGUCCGCAGAUCACAAAUGCACAUCUUUUUGUAGAUGGACGAUUCAGUGCUUUAAAGCCUCUGCCCUGAAGCGGCAGUUCCUUUGUUUUACGACCAAGUUUGGUCGGGCAAGGCUCAGCUACGUUGUAGUUGCUUGCCGCUGGGUCAGGUUACCCCCCUUUCGUUUGUCGUAAACGCUUUUAAUUCGUACUAAUUUACGAAAUGCUUGGUAUAGCAUCACGAUUCUCUGUGCUGAAGAUCGAGGGUGAAGACAAUCCACGUAACCCGAAUAAGAAGAAGGCAGAGAAAGUAGAUCUUAAAAAGCAGCCCAAUCAAAAUGGCAAGGCUACCUCCUCCAAGAAAAAGUCUGGUCCUAGUCCCCAAAACGGGCAGCAGACGGCGGGUGGUAGUUCUAAAAGCAAAAGUAAACCUCCCAAAGCUAAAGUUGUGACUGAUGCUCAGUGGGAGGAAUGGAAAAAAAAGGAUGCACAGUAUGUAGAUGAAAACUAUGCAGGAGAAUUACAGGAGGCUAUUCUCCAGUCUAAGUUAGAAUACGAGCAGAACAAAGACUUUUAUGAUCGUGUUCGGAAAGAAAGUGAGGCAGACAAAAAACUAGCAGCUGGUGGCAAAAAGAAGAAGAAGGCAAUGACUCUUGAAGAGUUUAAGAAUUUUCAAGAGAAUACGGGAAAUGAUAUUGAAGAAAAAGACUCACAUGUUGAAAAUGGGGCCACUGCUGUUGAAGAUCCUGAAUUUUUCAGUAGAAUAAAGUUAGAAGCAAAAGAAGUCAUUCAAAAAGAGGAAACCAAAAAGAAAAUUAAAGAACGGGAGCCUCUUUUGGAUGAAGCUAUUUCAAUUGCCCAGUAUCAAGUCAAAUUAGAAGAAAAAGACGCAGAAAUUGCUAGUUUAAGUGAAGAGCUUGCUCAAGUUAAAGCAAAUCUUACCAAAGUUAAAUCUCGCAACAAGCAGCUCUGCUCUAUUAUUGGCCAAUCAGAAGUACGAGAUAAGGCUGAAAUAUUAGUAGAAUUACAUAAGCUGCAAAGUGUGAAAGACGAGCUUACAGAGGAGGUGGCUAACCUCCACGUUCAGUUGGAACAAGAACGUUCCAAAGCCAACUCUCAUACAUCAACUGAUGGCAAAGGGAAAGGAGGAAAAAAGAGGACUGCAAGUGAGACACACAACUAAAAAUGGGGACUAAUGCAAAAGACUGUUGGACUGAUAGUGUGUUUCAAUCCAUACGAUAAGACUAAUCUCUUAUGGAAGAGAGUGUGCCACAAUUUAUAUUAUCAAAAUGUUUGUGAUGUUAUCUGGAAAAUAUUGACAGUAUUAUUUGUUACUUCAUCUCUUUUUUUAUAUAUAUAGAUAUAUGAGCACUAGCAUCAUUCCAUGUGGUAGCUCAAUGUGACAUAAUGUAAUUUCAUCUGCAAGUGUAUGUAUAUUAUGUAUGUGAAAAUUGUAUACCCUUUUACCGGUAUUUGAAAAUCAAAGGAUACAAUGUAUUUUGAAAAGAGGUAUCUUUCCUGGUGAUUAGUACAAGUUUCUUGGGUGAUUAAAAUAAACCAUAAUACACAGAAAAUA